UGGCAGGUCAGGUGACGGUCACAUGGUGCAGUCAGCUGAUGCUAACGCUAACAAGCCGACUGACUCCAGCGGUAGAGACGGAUCUGACGGUCAGACAGGAUGCCUUUCUCCGAGCUCUAUUUUAACGUUGAUAAUGGCUAUCUGGAAGGGCUGGUCAGAGGAUUCAAAGCUGGAAUACUGUCCCAGGGGGAUUAUUUGAACCUCGUUCAGUGUGAGACCCUGGAAGAUCUGAAGCUCCACCUGCAGAGCACAGACUAUGGCAGCUUUCUGGCAAACGAGGCGUCUCCUCUCACAGUGUCCGUUAUCGAUGACAAGCUGAAGGAGAAGAUGGUGGUGGAGUUUCGCCACAUGAGGAAUCAGUCUUAUGAGCCUCUGGCCAGCUUCAUGGACUUCAUCACGUACAGCUACAUGAUUGAUAACGUCAUCCUGCUGAUCACGGGCACCCUCCACCAGCGGGCCAUCUCUGAGCUGGUGCCAAAGUGUCAUCCCCUGGGCAGCUUUGAGCAGAUGGAGGCGGUCAACAUCGCUCAGACCCCCGCCGAGCUCUACAACGCCAUCCUGGUGGACACGCCCCUCGCUGCUUUCUUCCAGGACUGCAUAUCUGAGCAGGACUUGGAUGAGAUGAACAUUGAAAUAAUUCGUAACACACUUUACAAGGCUUACCUGGAGGCUUUCUAUAAGUUCUGCUCCAACCUUGGAGGAACCACGGCUGACACCAUGUGUCCCAUCCUGGAGUUUGAAGCUGACAGGAGGGCCUUCAUCAUCACCAUCAACUCGUUCGGCACAGAGCUGUCCAAGGAGGACCGCGCCAAGCUCUUCCCCCACUGCGGCAAGCUUUACCCAGAAGGCCUUGCUCAGCUGGCCCGGGCAGAUGACUACGAGCAGGUCAAGGCCGUCGCUGAUUUCUAUCCUGAAUACAAGCUGCUGUUCGAAGGGGCCGGUAGCAACCCAGGCGACAAAACACUGGAGGACCGAUUCUUUGAGCAUGAGGUGAAGCUGAACAAACUGGCUUUCCUCAACCAGUUCCACUUCAGUGUCUUCUACGCCUACGUCAAGCUGAAGGAGCAGGAGUGCAGGAACAUCGUGUGGAUCGCCGAGUGCAUCGCACAGCGGCACCGCGCCAAGAUCGACAACUACAUUCCUAUCUUUUGAGCCUUCUCUUCCUCCUCCCUUUUUCCUUCCUCCUGUCAUUUCAUUCAGUCGUACGUCUUGAACAUUGUCUCGCAGUCCCACCUCGUGUUAAAGAUUCUGACGCUCUGAUGCUGAAUGUUCUGCAUUCUUCACUCGCGGGUGUUAAUUGAUUCCUGGCAUCCGAAUCUCCUGUUGGAGCGUGACUUCUAGCAAGGGCUCACGAAGUUAAACGCAUUAUCAACCGAAAUACAGAGCUGAAAAAUAACCAGAAAGCAGCAGCUUGGUCCAUUAUGGGGGGUUGUUGGUAUUAUCAGCUAGGCAGAUGAAGGAUGCAACUCAUUUGACUAUCAAAUAUUUUCCCUGAUUCUUAAGCCUAGUGUGCCUUUUUGACAGGCACACCCUCUCCACCUAACACAGCUCGCAAAAUACACUAGAGAAGAAUUUGCAAUUUACUAAGUACACAAAUUAAACCUCCAGCCACCAAACACCAACCAUCUUUUUGAGAUUGUGUUAAUCUCCAGGCAUAUGAAGCACUUAAAGGUGCAGUGUAAUGUAUAUUGUGGAUUCACCUUAGGAUAUCAGUAAAGGGCAAAGGUUAGGGUUUCAAAUCUGAACGUAAUGCGUCUGAACUUUAACCCGUCAUAAAAACAUUCCUUUUCAUAGCGUUAGUGUCUACCAUGUUCUGUACAACCUGUAUUUAUUUCUGUUUUAGUGCUAAGUUUUGUCAGCAUGUCUUAUCAUUACUGUGGUUUACCCCCCAAAAAAGUAACGAGUGAAGUGUGUGAGCUCCCCCCCUCCUCCACCUGAUUUGCUGUCUUAAAUAAAUUGUUGUUAGAUAUUAAAAAUACAGCAGCCAAACAGGAGCUUCCCCUCCUCGGCGUCCCCGUUCCUGUUUGAGUUUCUCUGUAAAUGAACGUACUGGAAUGAGGCGAAAAAUCUUGUGAGUAUAUGAAAGACUUAAUGUUAAAACUAUACAAAGAUAUAUAGAUAUUUAAAGAUGAAUAUAUGAUUUUGUUUUUUUCAUGCUGUAAAAAUUGAUCUGUUUCUGUUUCGAUCUGUUUCUUACUUGUGAAUGUGUACUGUAAAUGUGAUAAAAAAAUAAAUGGACGAAACUGUACAAA
Messenger RNA from Eleginops maclovinus (Patagonian blennie), 2252 nucleotides. Its product is annotated as V-type proton ATPase subunit d 1. Gene Ontology annotation, molecular function: proton-transporting ATPase activity, rotational mechanism. The coding region runs from base 100 to 1152 and encodes 350 amino acids. The transcript has 8 exons. Lineage: Eukaryota; Metazoa; Chordata; Actinopteri; Perciformes; Eleginopidae. The record is from RefSeq and is a predicted model, not a curated record. Gene Ontology annotation, cellular component: plasma membrane proton-transporting V-type ATPase complex; vacuolar proton-transporting V-type ATPase complex; early endosome. Gene Ontology annotation, biological process: vacuolar acidification; vacuolar transport; proton transmembrane transport.